Messenger RNA from Clonostachys rhizophaga, 567 nucleotides. Lineage: Eukaryota; Fungi; Ascomycota; Sordariomycetes; Hypocreales; Bionectriaceae. The record is from the annotation of a GenBank genome assembly.
AUGGCACGCACAGAUCGAACCUACGAGUUCGAAGAUGAAGUUUGCGAAGCUCUAAAACAGAGCUUCACCAUCCGACUUCUGUCUCGUCAUCCAGGGCCGAUCAAAGAGUGGGCAGCAGUUGGAGCACAGAAGAUCAGCCGAGCUCUUCUCAAACAAAUCGGGGAUGAAGAUGCAGCCUUCGACAUCCAGGUCCUUAUGAUCGAGUUACUUGAUACGAAAACCCGCAUUCUAUUCUGCUUUGACCUCUUUCUGAAGGAAUGCGAUGAGGCAGCUAAGCUGAGAAUCAGCAAUACUUCCCAAAUGCCCACCUACUACAUGUACAUCAAAGGGCCGCGUUGCUUGGCUCGGAAGCAUGAGAAGUCGUCGGAUUUAGUCGCGCAAAGGCUUCAAGGUUACUUGGAACGGGUCAAAGACCCGAUGCCUUAUUUCAACGAUCUGGAAAACCCUUCGUUUUUAAUUAAUGGGAUCCGGCAAGAAUCUCGAGAUACAACAGAAGCGAGUACUGAGAACAGUUCAGCUUUAGAUGGCGAAGAUGAGGAAAAAGAAAAGGAUUCAGGAGGGGCUUGA